UCAAAUUAAUGUUUUCUUCCAAGAUUGAUCGGACGUACUUCAAGCCACAUUUUCAACUUAAAUGGGGAAAAUCACAAAAAUACGAAAAAUACAAAAUAAUACUUUUUACAAUAGACUGCAGGUAAACAAAAGGUAAUGGUAACAUAUGGACUGCCAGAAGGGUGACUGGAAGGCAUGGUAUUCCCAGCAAGUCUAGGCCUACGGUUAAGUGUUGCUUCGCUCAGCAGUUGGGCUUUUUGGGCUUGGAAGUCCCUGUCAAGGACCAUAGUAGAGAUGGCUAGGCGGCCUGAAACCUGGUGUAUUUUGGUGACAUUAAUGUUCACACUGUUCGCUAUGAAACCUUCAGGAUUUAGAAACUUCUCCAGUCAUAUACCCAUACCACAGCGUAUCUUCAAAAAAGGCUCGAAUGUUCACGAGUUUGCUGACGGUAAUAUGGUAGUCGUCGACGAGUUUGUGAAACACGGAGAAGUGGACUUUGCGAUGGUGAUGUUUUACGCCCACUGGGAUGGCACGUCACUGAAUACUUCGCAGGAAUUUGAAAAUGUUGCAAAGCAAAUGUCUUCCAUGGAUGUUCCAUUCCUUGCCGUGAACUGUUGGUGGCCGUAUGGAACAUGUGCGCAAUAUCGAGUACUUAACUUCUACCCCCUCAUCACUGUAAUUCAUCAGGCUCUCGGAGAGUUGGAAUACACAGGCUUACUCACUGCAGAAAGCAUGAUGCAAUUUUUAACGCACAUCAUGAAUCCUUUUCAAUACCUUACAGAUGAAAGUAGCGUGAAAUUAUUUUGUGCUGAACAUGAGGUUUCUGUGAUUGGUUAUUUCAACUUCAUGCCUGGAUUGAACAAGGAUUACAGGGAUCCAGAGGGCUUUGGGUCGUUCUUUAAGGCUGCUGUCAAAGCUGUCGUUAAAGAUCCAAUACAGCCCGUUCACUUUGGUGUUGUCACUAAUCAACGUUUAGCCCGACUACUAGCCUUGAAUCAUUCAAAAGAAAUUAUAUUAAGGAGAAAUCUAAAUGAGACUUUAGUUUAUCCAAGACAUUUUGUAUACAAGAGUGAUGUGAUUGUAUCUUGGGCAUACAGACAUAGGUUUCCGGCAGUGUCAUGGUUGAUUCCAACACACAGAAAAAGUUUAAUUUUAUCAAAUUUACUUAAAAAAGGCGCAAGCUUAAUAAUAUUUACUCCUCAUGUGGAACAAAGACAUUUUGACAACAAUAUUCAUUUACUGCGAAUGGUAACACUGGAUUACUUAAACUGCGGAAAUUCAAGCAAUAUUUGGGAUACAAUCCAGACAAUUCAUUCAGAACGCCGUCUUUCAAAAUAUCGUAGCGCAGAUAAAGUCCGGGACCCGGUCCCCGAUACUGCGAGUGUAGAAUGUUGUCAAACUCUAACAAACAACCAAAGAGUUGAAUGCUUAAAAACUCAUUUCAAUACUUGUGAAGUUUGUGAAUACUCUUCGAAUGAUCAACUGAUUGGCAGGGACAGUUGCAAAGUGAACUCCGCGAGUAUUAUUUCAAAAUCGCUAGAAUCUUUUGGAAUGCAUCUAUUCUCAGGGUCUAAUUCUUGUCUUAAUUGGUUGAAUGAUUAUAGUCCUUUCAGCGAAAUACGAGUAUGCUGCAAAACAUUAGAUAAGUUUACCGAUGUAAAUAAAAUUUAUUCCGGGACUGAUCAUCUACAAACGUGUGAUUGUACUAACAUGAAAAGUUCAACGAAGACCUCAAAGAAUUAUCAUCAAGAUUUUGUAUCAGAGAAUAAAAUAAGUGAUAAUAUAAAAGAUGAGAGCGGUUCUAUUUCCAAUGAAGCUCUUAAGUGGAGUGAGAUGACCGGCCUGGGCUGUAGGACAAACAGGACGCUUACUUUCUACGCUGUCCGCUCGGACUUGUUCUGGUCGCUUGCCGAGCAUUUAGGAUUGAAAGAGACUGCUGAUGGUGUGAGAUUAGCAGCUGUUAUCAUUGAUUAUAAGAAUGAAAUCCAGCAUGUCCUACCAUUAGGACCAACAUUAUCUAUUGAUUCAUUACAUAAAUUCAUCUUAAAUUACACCAACGAUGAUCUGCCGCAGUUCUUAAGAAGUUCACCUGAGGUUAAUAACGCUGCGCAUCAAGACAUAUCAUCCGAUAUACGUAUACUUGAGGUUACUGCCGAUACAUUUCAUCAAAUUGUUCUGAACAAUACGCAGGAUGUUCUCUUGUUAUAUUAUGCACCGUGGUGUGGCUAUUGCUUUCGAAUCGCUCCUGUCUAUCUUAGUUUUGCUAAUCUUCUCCGGAAAUUUGGUCUUGAAGGCAUCCUUGUAUCCAGAAUUAAUGCCGAUGCAAAUGACCUCCCGUGGGAGUUCAAAGUGUCAACGUAUCCGACGAUUAUCUUCUUCCCAGUUGGCCAGACUAACGACAGUGUUAAAUUACCAGAAACUGAACAAAUUACGGUGCUAAGUCUUGUCAAAUUCACACUUCAACAUGCAACAAAAUCCAUAUGAAGUCUAUAUAGACGAUCAGAAUUUACUUAGCAGGUAUUUGGCACAGUUUAGGCACGUGAUAAUGGAUACCAAAUAUUACGCUAGGAAUUGAAUCUGUACUAAUUUCUAGUUUUACAGUCAUCGGCAACAUCUUAAAUUUUGAAUCCAUAUUUUAUAACGUUUUAGAAUGAACAAACAUAAUAGAACAAGAAGAAUUUUGCUUUUCAAUAGACACUAAUUGUUGGCUAUUUUAUUAAACCAACUACAAUUUUAAAAUAUAUAUAGAGUAUUAUAGAUAUAAUUAAUGAGGCUAUUCAAACAUUUCACUUUAAAAAAUAGAUUUAUCAACCUUGCUAAGCUCAAUUAUGGGGGUUAAAAAAUAACGGGUUACAUUCAUUUUCGAUAAAUGCUUUUUACUAAAAUUAGACAAAACAGUACUCCAUCGGCUCCCUGUUAUAGAUUUGGAUCUUCCUUUCUUCUCCCAAACUGCCUACCACAAAUACCUAGGAGAUAACAUGGGCCUAACUAUGACCCACUUCCACCUGUGUAGCAGUAUUUUCCUGCUUUAUAUAUUUGCCAUACACAUUUAAUUAUGUUUUAAUUUCUAAUUAAGGAGGGGUUAAACAUUAUCAACAUUCUCACAAGUUUACAAACAGUACACUACGGGGUAGACAAAUUUGUACACUUUUACAUAUGCAUAAAAAUAUUGAUUCAAAAGAACAUGCAAUAUGUAAAAUAAUGGUAAACUUAUAAUGUAACCAUGGAUAUAAAAUAUUCAUUUUUAAGGUACCAAGUACAUUGCUUUAGAUAACUUCACAAGACAAUGCCUGAUAAAGGUUUUGCAAAUUGAACAAUUUUUUGUACGGAGAGUACUGUUUGUACACUUGUGAAAAUGUUGAUAAUUGACCCCUAAAUAUUAUAAAAAUGCCUUACAUAGAUACACUUCCAUAUUUCCAAAAACCUUGUUCGGGUUAAAUAUCAACUAAUAAUUGCAGAUUUUCCAAAACCAGAUUUGUACAAAUAUUUAUCCUUAUUAAAGGCCUGUUUAUACUUCAACGAUAACGAUAAAGAUAAAAAAAGCUAAAAAGCCAUUGUUCAUAUAGAAAACAAAAGAAAUAAGAGAAGUUUUCACACCAGGCCGAUUCGAUAUCGAUUUAUCAUGUAUACGAUAAAAAAUUUUUUUCACAAAUCAAAUCAGAUCAGAUGACGCCAUAAUCAUGAAAAAAACGGUAGAAUCGUUGCUACUACUACGAUGUUAAUGUUUUUCCAUGAUCAUGAUUUGAUUUAUCAAAAUAUGUUGUUAUCGCAUAUCUGAUAAAUUGUUAUCAAAUUAUUCUAGUGUAGAAAUUUCUCUUAUUUCUUUUAUUUUCUAUAUGAACAAUUGCUUUUUAGCCUUCUUAUCGUUAUCGUUGAAGUAUAAACAGGCCUUUACUGUAGUUCUUAAUCCUAUUAGCAAUAUAAUAUAUAAUUUGUUUAAUUAUACAAAAUAUACAUUUAUAUUCUGAUUGCAAAAGGCUAAAAAAAUUGUUGUGUUGCCCUUAAAUGGAAAAAUAAUGGUAAAAUAAUAUGUGUAUCCGAUCCACACGAUUACGCACAGGCAGGUCGAGCAAAACCAUACUGUGGCUAUGAAAGUUGUCCAAACAAGCACAUCUACGUGAUACAAUCGAAGUAAACUUAAAAAUAUUAUGUUUGUGGUUGGCCUAUUGUAACAGAGCCGAAAAUGUCUAGCUAUAUACUGGUUUUAAAGCGUUGGCUAGACCUUAGCCUGUUUUUUUAUUUAUUGUCCAAUAGGCCUAUACUUUAAGGUAAUGAAUACGAUUUUAGAUUCAAGCAGCCACUAGUUGUACAGUAGUAAAGAAUAGGUUAGGCUUAGGCCUAGGCCUAAAUCUGGUCGUGGCUCUUGACAGCUCAGCACGAGAGAUCCGAUGUUGUGUGCAUAUAUCGUUGUCGCGCUCGGUUCUCAAAAUUAUGUCUUCUAUUUUACUGAUUUUACACGUGCAUCUAUGGCCUGAUUUUGGUAAAAAUACAUGUCUGUUUUAGAUUUUAUGUUAAAAUGUUAAUUUCGGAAGUGGUAUUUCUUGAAUUUCUAGUUGAACAAAAUAAAAAAAAAUUAAAUAAAUUGCCGACCCGAUUUUUUGGAAAAUUUUGGUCGGUCUCGGAGGGCAACACAACAUUUUUUUUUUACCUUGUUUAUAAGAUAUCACUAUAUAUCGUAUAUUCUCGCACAUAAGGCGAUCCACCUGUAAAACGACCCCCCCCCCCCUCCAAAGCCCAGAGUUUCCAAGUUUUUGGAAACCUUCAAAAAUUUUAUAAGCGCCGCAUUGCUUAUUCAAGCAUUGACGGUACAUACUGUACCAAAACAAUCUAAUUAUUGCAUUUGGUAAUUGCUGAGGGAUUAAUACUUACUGUAGGCCUAUAUAAAUAAUCAAUUCAAAUAUUGUAGUUAAUUUUUUUUUUUUAAGGUCAAAACAUAUACAUACUUAAAUGGUGCUAAUUUAUGACAUUAUUAAAUAACUUAUGAUGAGUAAUAUAUCAACUCAUAAAACUUUAAUAUUAUAAUGAAGGGUUGACUAAACUUGUAAUAUGUCUGGCAAGUACUAAUUAUUAACUAAUUGAAUUAAUUGUAAGGGGUAUCUUCAGUGGCGUAUCUAGGAUUCUUGAAAUGGAGUAGGGGAUAAUAGGGGUGCAAAGAUUUGUGCUCGAUGAUUAACUAAAGAAGUGCUAGGUCGCAAGAUAAGGUGAUAGAUGGUUUUUAAAAUAUUUGCGCAUGAUUUUUUUGCUUUGCACAUUUUCAAUGGUAGGGGAUGGGGGUAAAAGGGUAGCGCAAGCUUUUUUUUUGUUGGGGGGGGGGUUGUUGUUGGGUUCGUGUGCCUCCUAUGCACCCCCUAGAUACACCACCGUAUCUUGUAUGGUUUGUGAACAUUAAUAAUGUUUGUCUUCCCCUUGUCAUCCUUCUGUAUUGAGUUUUCUGAAAUAAUAUAUUGUCAGAUUCUGUGAUGUUUUGUUGUUUCAUAUCAUGAAGAAAUACAUGAAAAUUAAUUAGAACAAUAAUAUGUUAUGGAACACACUAUAGCCAUGUUGUAAAUUAUUCUAUUGUUCUAAUCGAAGUCCUUGAACCCAAAUCUUUGAUUCUUCUCGGUUGCUGCGUUCGGUGAUCAUAGAGCAGGGGGUGGAACCAGCGGGGAACCCUGUUGGGGGUCCCACCCCUGUCAUAGAGGUUUCUCUAUUUUUAUGAAGUUGUCGUUUCAUAUCUUUACCCCACAUGGAAUGGAUUUAUUUUAAUAUUAUUUAAAUAAAAAAAAUACUUCGAACGUGAGGGACCCUGUUACCUUGUUAAAUAAUACUUUUAACAAACUAAUUUUAAAUUGUAACAAUCCAGCGUAAGAAUAUGAAUUGUUUUGCCGUGAUCUAAUUGCGGUAAAAAUAAAAUCAAACCCAAACAAAUAAUUAAAUAUACUUCUCUCCAUUUUUUUAGCCAUCGCCAUCAUAAUAAUGUAUUCAUUGCUUCUUUAUUUCUUCUCUUGAAUAUAAGAAAAAUAUCUUCCCUAUUAGUGGCAUAAGGUUUUUCCAAUAUAUAUGGUAAUUAUUUGACCAUCAUAGUAAUCAUCUUUGUUCCCUGAGUAGAAUGAGUCCGAACAAUCAUUCGUUUUCCAAUUACCAACUACUGUACUAUUAAUUGAAGUAUUAUUAUAUCUAUAGUUAUAUGUGUGUGCAAUUAAUAUUGUACAUAAUUCAAACAAAGAUUAGAAUUUUGAUUUAUUUUUAUACUUCUUUAUUGCAUGUGUGUAGCGAUGUAGAUGACUAUGUAGUGUUUUUUAUGGAUCGUUGCUGAUUGAUAAUUGAAGAGCAAUUAACGAUGCUGAUUGCUCUGUAAUUGAUCAGGCUUAAAAACCAUUCAACUGAUCAUGACCUCUGCGUCUUCAUUUAUCCUUUCAUAAGUCUCUCACAUGUGAACACUGUUGAUUAAAAUGGGUUAUGGUUAAUGUUCAUAUAUUAAUUAUAUAUAAUCGGUAGAUAGUUAUCUGGUAGAACCAGCUCUGUAAUUGAUCAGGCUUAAAAACCAUUCAACUGAUCAUGACCUCUGUGUCUUCAUUUAUCCUUUAAUAAGUCUCUCACAUGUGAACACUAUUCAUUAAAAUAAGUUAUGGUUAAUGUUCAUAUAUUAAUUAUAUAUAAUCAGUAGAUAGUUAUCUGGUAGAACCAGUGGUGGCGCCAGAUGAGGGACAUAUGCUCCCCCAUCCAUGUCUCCCCCUGACAGGCCUGGACACGCUGUCAUCAGAUUUUACGACAAGGUUGUCAGACCGAAAGUAAUAAUUUAACUAUCCAAAUAACAUUAUUGUGGAUGUAAAAACACAAUUUGGACCAUAUUUAAGCUGCAUUUACACUAGACACAAUAACGACACAAUGACACGAUACAGAUGCGUGCAGUGUUGAAGAAUACAAACUACACGAUGAUAUGUCAUCGUGUUUUUAUCGGUCUAGUGUAAACGCUAACCAAAGGAUAGGGAAAUUUGAAUUUUAGACUACAAAAUAGACAUUUGUUAAUAUAGUAAUAAUAAUAUGAUGAUAUAAUGAUAAUCAUUGAAGUUUGGUAAAUGAAUUUUUAUGAUAGGGGAGUUGCAACAUAAAUUUCAAUAUUUUUUAGAUGAUUCUCAUUAAUAUAUUUCAGUUUGUUUGUUUUUUUGAAAACCAGUUAAAUAUGUAUUUACUAGUGGCGGUGUUGAUACCAAAGCUCAUGUGAUUUAAUAUUAUUAAUUUCACAUGUUGUGUUCAAAGUCAAAAAUCCAAAGGUAAUUGAAGGGCUUUUGGUUAAAAUCAUGUAAAUUAAUGUUUGUAAUUAGAAAACUUAAGAUUCCAUUCAAUGAUAAUUGAUUUAAUAACAUGAUGUUAAACUUGUAUAGCACUUCAUGCCAAAAACAUCUCUAACUGCUUCAUAUUAUUACCCCGGUCACUGGAUCAAGCAAAUAUGGAACACAUACUCAGGUCCCUAUUGAGAAUUCCAUGUUGCAGCUGUAAUCAGCGCAUUUUGUGUUUGAACCUACCAGGUACUCACUUGUACUCCUCGGUGGAGAGAGACAACAUUGAUAUUAAACCUGUCAAAGGAAUAUAGGUUAAAAUCAGAAUACAAUUGACCAGAUAUCUUAUGUCACAAAACGUUUACCCCUAGGCAUGAUUACUUGCAAUAGGCCCGGUGAUGGCGCCAGCAGGGAGUAGGAAGGAAUUUUCCAGGACUGGAACCCCCCCUUGUGAUCCCAUAACAAGAUUGUCGGAUCAGAAAUAAAACGAUAAUAACUUGCAAAUCCAAAUAACGUUAUUUUGUUUGUCAGUACCUAAGCCAUAAAAACUCCCUGUGAAUUCUACAAUGGAUUUUUUUUAUUCUGGGACCUGGAGCUAUAGUCAGCCCCUUGGUUUGGACCUCUAUGUUGGACCCCUUCUCGGCAAAUUUCUGGCUAGUAUUGACUGUUGCCCUCCAUGAUGGUUCCUAGGCUAAGAAAUACCCAGGGGUCGUAACUAAAGAUUGUUGAAUAUUAAUUUCUUAACUUAUGAUUUCUGUCUUUGUUAAAUUAUUACAUUACAAUGGUUAUAAAUUGAAUGUUAUUUAUUAGAAAUAUAUGUAACAUUAAAGUGUUUAAUUUUUAGUUUUCCUCUAAUAAAACAAUGUUAUGUCUCCUGAUUACAUUGCAAUGUAUGUUAAUUUAUGAUUUUGAUUUUGUGUUCUCUUAAAAUAUUCAAAUAAAUUUUAUAUAAUGAAA
Anneissia japonica is the source of this 8195-nucleotide messenger RNA. RefSeq names its product thioredoxin domain-containing protein 11-like. Bases 175 to 2463 code for a protein of 762 amino acids. The record is from RefSeq and is a predicted model, not a curated record. The transcript is spliced from 10 exons. NCBI's taxonomy places the organism in Eukaryota, Metazoa, Echinodermata, Crinoidea, Comatulida, Comatulidae.